GAGGAGUAUAUAGAGGAACACAGGGGUCUCUACAAGGACGUGAUGAUGGAGAAUCACCGGCCCCUCACAUCACUGGAUGGGCCCAGUAACAGAGAUACCCCAGAGAGAUGUCCCCGUCCUCUGUAUUCCCAGGAUUGUACAGAGGAGAAUCACAGGAUCCCACAGGAGGAUCAGGUAGAACAUCUGUCUAAUAUUAAAACAGAAGAUACAGAGGGAGAAGAAGAGACGUAUGUGACUGUUAUAAAAGAAGAAGAUAUAGACGGAGAAGAGGAGACAUAUGUGACUGAUAUAAAGGCAGAAGAUAUAGAGGGAGAAGAGGAGACGUAUGUGACUGAUAUAAAGACAGAAGAUAUAGAGGGAGAAGAAGAGACGUAUGUGACUGAUAUAAAGGCAGAAGAUAUAGAGGGAGAAGAAGAGACGUAUGUGACUGACAUAAAGGCAGAAGAUAUAGAGGGAGAAGAAGAGACAUAUGUGACUGAUAUGAAGGAAGAAGAUACAGAGGGAGAAGAAGACACGUAUGUGAGGGGUAAUCAGCAGUGUAAGGAGGAGGAGAUCCCUACAGAUAUCAGCACAGUGUAUCGUUCUCAGUCAUUGUCCUCAUUGCCUAUCCCUCUACAUCUUCGGGCCUAA
Pseudophryne corroboree (corroboree frog) is the source of this 630-nucleotide messenger RNA. RefSeq names its product acidic leucine-rich nuclear phosphoprotein 32 family member B-like. The record is from RefSeq and is a predicted model, not a curated record. Bases 43 to 630 code for a protein of 195 amino acids. The transcript has 4 exons. NCBI's taxonomy places the organism in Eukaryota, Metazoa, Chordata, Amphibia, Anura, Myobatrachidae.